Molecule: messenger RNA, 2362 nt
Organism: Acanthaster planci (crown-of-thorns starfish)
Lineage: Eukaryota; Metazoa; Echinodermata; Asteroidea; Valvatida; Acanthasteridae
Product: beta,beta-carotene 15,15'-dioxygenase-like
Biological process (GO): carotene catabolic process; retinal metabolic process
Molecular function (GO): beta-carotene 15,15'-dioxygenase activity; carotenoid dioxygenase activity
Source: RefSeq, a predicted model, not a curated record
AGAACUCCGCACCCAAAACACCGCAGGGUCACAGGCAUGCCGCCCCAGUACGCCACACUGCCACAGAGCGCGCGCUCAGCAAGCUAGCACAUGCGCAAUAUCGAACUCAGUGACCUUUCGGGCUCGACAUUUCCGUCUGAAAAGGUGGAUCAAGCGCUAGUGGGGACACGACUUACGGUUUUGUUGUGGAAUCCCUUGAGAAACCAUUCAUAGAUCGAGAAACUCAAAAAGUGGAACACAAGCCCGCAGCAUUCGUGCUUCUUGAACAGGCUUGCCCGUGCUUGCAGACGACAAAUCAACACCAUACAGUCAAGUAAUUCUUCAUUUUGGAUUGGAGAUAUGCAGGCUGGGGAAUCUACCCGUUCUGAUGUUGGAGAGGAAGCAGAAUCACCAUUUCGCCAGAUCCUGGCUUCUAUUCAUCAAGAGAGUCAUGACCCUAGGCCUGCCACUGUCACUGGCGAGAUUCCAAAGUGGCUGAAGGGCUCGUUUCUCCGUAAUGGGCCGGGGCUCUUCGAGGCCGGGGAGCAGGAGGUCGGUAGCUUGUUUGACGGCUUCGCUCUUCUUCAUCGAUUCAUCAUUAAGGAUGGACAAGUGUCGUAUCAGAGCAGGUAUCUGGAGAGUGACGCUUACCAACUGUCCAUGGCCGAGAAGCGCAUAGCCGUGGCUGCCUUCGGUACGGCCGUCCACAGAGAUCCCUGCAAAAGUUACUUCAGGCACCUCUUCUCCUAUUUUAAGGCGCCCCUGAAUGAUUCUACUGAUAACUGCAACGUGAACUGGUUGCAUCUUGGACAAGACAAUUUUUACGCGUUAACGGAAUCUAAUCUGAUAUGCAAGGUGGACCCCCGGACCCUUAAAACGACGAAUAAGAUUAAGAUCACGGAUCACGUCGCCGUGAACUCGGCCACAGCGCAUCCACACUAUGGAGAUGAUGGUUGCGUGUACAACAUGGGAACAACCUUUGGAAGACAUGUCACAUACAGUAUAAUCAAGACGCCACUGGCCAAACAAGGAGACACCGAGGAACCCAUGAAAGGGUCGACUGUAGUCUGCGGCAUCCCAGCCUCGUCGUCGCUGUAUCCCAGCUAUUUUCACAGCUUCGGAAUGACCCAAAACUACAUUGUCUUCCUGGAGCAACCCUUAGUGCUGAACGUCCUCAAGUUUGUCACCGCCAAAUUGCGCGAGGUGGCCCCGAGCACCAGCCUGGAGUUCAAUCGAAAGCAGAAGUCCCGUUUCUAUCUCGUGCAUCUGCGCACCGGCGAGGUGGUGUCCACCGAGUACCUCGCCGAUUCCUUCUUCUGCUUCCACUUCAUCAACGCCUACGAGGAGGAUGGACACGUGGUCGUCGAUCUGUGCCGCCAUGCUGAUGCCAGCAUAAUGGACAGCGCUGGUCUGGAGGCAGCGCGAAGAAUGGCGGCCUCACACGAAGAAGACUUGCGGGCGGUUCGCUUCGUUCUGCCCCUAGACCUGAAAAAAGAUACCGAAGAUCUUGUUACACUUGUUGGUAGCCGAGCCACUGCUAAGCUAAUUGAACCAGGCAAAGUUGUGUGCACGCACGAGGAUCUUUCAGAUCAAAGAAUUGAGCUGCCGCGAAUCAACUAUGAGAAAUACAACGGCCGACCCUACCGGUAUAUCUACGGGAUGCCAAACAAUCUUCAAGAGAUCGUAAAACUUGACACGAAGACAAGAACCCACUUGACGUGGGGUUCACUGUCCGGGAGCCACUACCCAUCGGAGGCGGUGUUCGUUCCCAACCCCGACGGAGUGGAGGAGGAUGACGGCGUGGUGCUGUCCUUGGUGCUAGACUCAGAACCGACCAAGAACCCGUUCCUUCUCGUUCUUGACGCUCGGACUUUCCAAGAGUUGGCCCGUGCCGAGGUGGAAGACUUGCCUUUCGGGAUUCACGGAGUGUUUGUCAAUGAGCUCAUUUAACCUUUUUGGGAAUGCUGGAUUAAGGUCCGUUGGGGAAAAUCUCUUUCGAUGGUUUUAUGCUCAACAUGCACGUGAGAUUAGUUUGAAACAGGCUUUGAAAGUUGGCAAGUUUAGGAGAAACUGUUACAUUAUGUUUAUGUCUUAGAAUUUUGAUUGAACAACUGUAAUUUUACACCAACACGGUAUUUUUCUUUGAAUGGCAGUGUUGAAUCAAAUGUUGCAACCAUGCAUGAGCAUGUUUAUGGUAAAAAGGUCUGCAGAAGAGCUGUUGGAAACAUUGCUCUCCAUACUAUCUUGAUGUUGAUGAUCUGCAGUGUUAAUGUUCUGAUAAUAUUAAGUGUCCCAGGUCGGUGCGCAUAUUUAUUAUUUUUUUUUUAUGUCAAUUCUGUUUGUAGACCACAGGGUAAAUAAACAAACAAUCAGCCCAUCACCA